Messenger RNA from Cotesia glomerata, 761 nucleotides. RefSeq lists its product as uncharacterized. The record is from RefSeq and is a predicted model, not a curated record. Bases 68 to 640 code for a protein of 190 amino acids. The transcript is spliced from 4 exons. NCBI's taxonomy places the organism in Eukaryota, Metazoa, Arthropoda, Insecta, Hymenoptera, Braconidae.
UAUUGAGCGUGAACAGUAAUAACACGCCAGUCGCACGUGUUACAGUUCAUCGAGUUUUGUUACGAAAAUGUACAAGUUAAAUUAUCUACUAUUUGCCAGUGAAAUAAUAGCUGCGCUAUGCAUUUAUGAACAAAAAAAUUCUGACUUUGCCAAAAUCCUCCACCGACCAAUCCGCGCACUUUCUUAUCCGGAGUCCAGUAACAUGGGGAUUUUUUUUGCACUAGCGGUACCUCUACCAGACCCGAGUAAAUCCGUAUCAGUGUCGUACUUUUUUGAAGCGACUUACUCUUUGCCGGAAAACUCGACGGUGUUCGCACCUUGGAGCGAGGGCCUGAGACGCAAGCGAUCAAUAGAUCGUAAAACAAUUUAUCAGACUAUGGAAAAUAAAUUGAAGAGUUUUGGAUUUUCCGGGAGGUCUUGUUUAUUGCGAUCAAUAUGCGAGACUCUUAAAUUCGAUUUAAGCGACAAUGGAGUUAUCGGCGACAUCAUUAAUGUCAUAUUAACACCGUCGACUUCUCAACAGGAGAAUUUGCCGCAGGACAUUGUCGAGGCUGAACUAAUCGGACAAACUAGAAACUGCACAAAAUACCAUUGGAAUUGUCCCGUGGGGCUCUUGGACUUGAUUGGAAUCCUCGUGUAAAAUUCAACAACGAGCAGUGUUAAGCCCUCUCUAUCACUCGAUCACUCCUCCCUUCUCCCUGUCUCUCUUUAUGAUUUUUAUUUUUUAUUUUAUAUUUUUUACUUUUAUUUCUCUGUCGAAA